AUGGUGUUUUUUAUUUUUAUUUUUACAUAAAAUUAAAUUAUGAUAUGUGUGAACAAAAUUUGAGAUCCUUCACAUGAAUAUUCAAGUCUCCUGUUAUAGAGCAUCAUCUAUCUCCCGUGCUCAAAUAUUGCAUAAGCAUGUUUGUCUACCCCACAAGAAGCAUUUUUUUUCUCUCAUAGAAUGUCUCUUUUUUGGCUUUAUACCUUGACAAACUAAAUAUUACAAAGCAAUAUCCAUGUGCAAUAAGGAUGUGUUUGGGUAUUUUGAAUUUUUUUAAUAAUUAACACAAUGAUUUUAUUUAUGAAGAUAAAGAAAAACAAGUUUGAUACUAUCCCUUAUGACUUGACAAAUAGGUUGUUUAAGCAAAAGUUACUUCAUUUGACUGAAUCCAUAUUCCAACUUCUAGCUCCACACCCCACCUCUACCUCGACACCAUAGUUCAUAAUAUGAAAAAUAUUCUCCGUCAUACCAAACACACCACAACACUUUCUCACUUUUAAAGCAAAAUCUAGCGUCUACCGCGUAAGAGGAAAAAAAAUAGGGAAGCUUUUCUCUUUCCCACACUUGAUGGUUAAAGUGCACUUUGACCUGUGUUUUGUUAUAUGAGUAUAAAGAAAAGUGUGGGGGCUAUGCUGAUCAGGUAAUCAAUAUUUCUUUUUCCGAGUGAACUGUGCUAUUCUCGUGUGACUCUUGGCAUGUUUAUCAAUUAGUCUCCACCAAGUUUACAUGCAUAUAUGACUAUAUAAAUAAAUGUAUUUUUUUCCAAACAUAGCCCAGAAAAAUAACAUCUCAAGGUACUGACCCCCUCUAAGUUCCUACUAACACAAGGUAAGUAAUUGUAUUUCUGUUUCUACUUUGCUCAUAAUUUUCAUAACAUAUGUCUUCAUGGACAUAUAGAGCAGAUAGUUUUCUAUAUUAUGUUUCGGUAUGAGGUAUCCUAAUCUAGUUUUGUCACUUUUGUCAAGAUAUAUUUCAGGGCAAAGAAAGCAAUACAGAAAUGGAAAAAGAGAAUUCAGAGCUGUACCUGCGUAACUGUCAGAUUAUUCGUGAGAAUGAGAGGCUGAGGAAGAAAGCUCAACGUCUGAACCAGGAGAAUCAAGCUUUGUUGUCAGAGCUGAAACGGAAGUUAGCAGCUAAAAAUGCCAAGCGGAAACCUGAAUUUGAAGUUGAUAUGGGUUCAAGUUCUGUCAGUGAUCAAAUAGAAGCAAACAAACGUCAGGCACUGGAAUGAAAGUGAAUGUUGUACCAAAUCACUUCUUCCAGGUGCUUUAUGCAGUUCAAAAUUAUGAGAAAGUUCAAAUUGGGUUUUACCAAUGUCAUAGCAAUUACCAGGCAAUGUGCCAUUUGAAACUAUUUAUUGUUGCAUUUACUCCAAAAUAAUGUACUAGUUUAGUAAUCAAAUCGAAGUGCUUAGCUAAAAGGUCUACUACCAAUUGUACUCCCAAGAGAAAAAAA
Messenger RNA from Solanum lycopersicum (tomato), 1455 nucleotides. The record is from RefSeq and is a predicted model, not a curated record. NCBI's taxonomy places the organism in Eukaryota, Viridiplantae, Streptophyta, Magnoliopsida, Solanales, Solanaceae.